Messenger RNA from Rangifer tarandus platyrhynchus (Svalbard reindeer), 312 nucleotides. Lineage: Eukaryota; Metazoa; Chordata; Mammalia; Artiodactyla; Cervidae. The record is from the annotation of a GenBank genome assembly.
AUGGCCAAAAAGCACAUGAAAAGAUACUCAACAUCACUAAUUAUUGUUGUUUGGUUGCUAAGUCAUGUCCAACUCUUCUGUGGCCCUAAGGACUGUAGCCCUCCAGGUUCCUUUGUCCAUGGGAUUUUCCAGCAAAAAUAUUGGAGUAGGUUGCCAUUUCCUUCUCCAGGGGAUCUUCCUGACCCAGGGAUCGAACCCAGGUCUGCUGCAUUGCAGGCAGAUUCUUUACCAUUUGAGCUAAUUAUUAGAGAAAAUAAUAAUCAAAACUACUUUGAGGUACCACUUCACACUGAUCAGAAGGGCCAUAAUUAA